CGUUUCAGAUAGAGAGCCAUAGAGCGAGUACUGGAUUAAUUAAAUAACCAGCAGCGCCUUUGUUUCAAAAUCAUUUAAAUUAAAAGUUUCAUUUUCAAUUAUUUUAAAAGUAAACGUAUCAAAUUCAAAAAUGAAAACGCUUAUCUUUGUAUUUGCUUUAUUUGUGGCCGUAUUUGCAGCACCACAAACUCUACUAACGCCAACAAUCAUCACAGCUCAAUCGCCUGUUAUCAGUCAAUAUCAUUCACAAGACACACUUGGACAGUACAGUUACGGAUACAAUGGUGGAUCGUCUGCUAAAGUUGAAUCAAAAUCGAUUGACGGCAUCACACGUGGAUCAUACUCAUAUGUUGAUGCUGAGGGUCGCCUUCAAACCGUUGAAUACACGGCCGAUUCAGUUAACGGUUUCCGAGCAGCCGCAACAAAUUUGCCAAAAGCCUCAUUGAAUGGCAUAAGUGAUACGCCAGAAGUUGCCCAAGCCAAAGCUGAACAUUUCCGUGCUUUUAAUGAAGCUUCACUACGUGCGGCCGCUGAACCAGAAAAUCCACCACAAAUUACACAAAUUGCCGCAGCUCAACCACCACAAAUUCUCGCCGUACGUACAUCCGCACCAGGUUCAUUCUCAUACUCAUUCAAUACACCAGCAUUCGGUCCACCUCAAUUGAUCGCUCGUACAGUGCCAUUGAAUCAAUUAGCCAUUUUAAAUGACAACAACAAUGAUAAUAACAAUGGACCACAAGAUACACCCGAAGUCGCCUUGGCCAAAAUUGAACAUCUCAAAGCAGUCGAAGAACAAAAGGCUCGCAUCGCUGCAGCUCAAUAGGAUGCAUUCAAAUUUCAUUGCGGUUUUGGAAAACAAUGGGGAAAAAACAUAAAGUAUUAGCUACGCGAAGAAUAUUUUUACAUCAUCCCAUUGAUCGAUUGUGAUCUAUCUAAAAAAAAAAAUCUAUCUAUCUUUCCUCAGUAGACGAAAAUAACAUUUUUUUUUGUAUUGGUUCAUUUUAAAACAGAGUGAAUAGCAUGUGUUAUUACCAAUUUAACGUAAAUAAAUAAUUGAAUGAAAUCUGCAAACUAAAUAAAAAUUAAAAAAAUA
Molecule: messenger RNA, 1093 nt
Organism: Contarinia nasturtii (swede midge)
Lineage: Eukaryota; Metazoa; Arthropoda; Insecta; Diptera; Cecidomyiidae
Product: adult-specific rigid cuticular protein 15.7-like
Exons: 1
Coding region: 131-823 (230 amino acids)
Cellular component (GO): chitin-based extracellular matrix
Molecular function (GO): structural constituent of chitin-based larval cuticle
Source: RefSeq, a predicted model, not a curated record